Messenger RNA from Aedes aegypti (yellow fever mosquito), 2311 nucleotides. RefSeq names its product solute carrier family 25 member 44. The transcript is spliced from 2 exons. Gene Ontology annotation, cellular component: mitochondrion. Gene Ontology annotation, biological process: transmembrane transport; branched-chain amino acid catabolic process. Bases 1015 to 1971 code for a protein of 318 amino acids. Gene Ontology annotation, molecular function: branched-chain amino acid transmembrane transporter activity. NCBI's taxonomy places the organism in Eukaryota, Metazoa, Arthropoda, Insecta, Diptera, Culicidae. The record is from RefSeq and is a predicted model, not a curated record.
AGUCACCCGACCGACCGACCCAACCAAAGAACAAAUACGAGUGGAAGUGGUGGAAUCGAUGGUUAGUGUGGCGCCGAAGCAGCAGGAAUUUCAUCAUCAUUCACCAUCCACAAGCUCUAAAAUUUUCUACUUCGCUUCUCAUCGGUCGUGACCAGUUUCUGUUCGCAUAAAGACGUAGUGUUUGGAGUUUGUAGAAUAAAAAAGUGCAAAACUGGGACAGUUUUCUUGUUGCGGAAAACGUUUUUUGCUUGAGUCAGCACUUGGUGUAUAAAGGAAAACACCCCAUCGGGGGACGGCCCUAGUCUUGAUCUGGACACGAACUGAUGGAUUCUCAGUAUAAUGGCAAAUGUGUAGUAGCAGAGUAAAGGUGGAUAGAUUUCUAUUUUUUGGAAAAUUUCCCACACUACCCUUCCUCCCCCUGAUGACGUCUACAAGGGGGUGAGGCGAUCUAAGGGGUUUCAAGGUGAGCCACAAGUCAGUCCUCUUGUCAGUAGCUUCCGUGAGGGUGAGACGGCUUCAUCUCUCAGCUGAGCACUUCAAGAGAAUCGGUUCUGUGUUUGUCUGGUGCUGCGGUAUCAUCAUCCAGUUACAUAAACAUCGCGGUUCGGAUUGGCCGUUCGCGGAGCCAUUUGGAAGUCCGGAGACAGAGCCAACGUUUCCCUUCGAAGAAUAGUGCGUUGAAUGACUUUACGGCCAGUCUCAGGGUCACGCAUAGCUGUAGUGCUCAGAAGAAAGAAGUUCAAGCUGAUGCAAAGCUGACGAAACGAAUAGAUAAGCUGUUAUCUGAGGCGAACACAAAAGACCAUCGUCGGUGACGCAAAAAAAAAAUUGGUCACAAAGUUCACCUCGUGCAAAGGUCCGACGACCGUCUGUUGAAACCCUUUGGACAUAAUCCUCUCGGGGGAAACAAUGAACCACCGGAAACAGGAGGCGUGACGUCAGUCGGAAAUUCGAAACUACAUUGGAAUUGGAAAUCUCUUUUAGGGACACGGAGACACACUACUUCUUAGGAAGAUGGAGAGCGGCGAGGCCUUUAUCAAGACCAUCGAGUGGGACAUGAUGGACAAGAAGAAGUUCUUCCCGCUGUCGAUGCUGAGUUCUUUUUCGGUGCGCUGCGCGUUGUUUCCGCUGACCGUGAUCAAAACACAACUACAGGUCCAAUACAAAAACGACGUCUACAAGGGGAUGAUCGACGCCGGCGUCAAAAUUUAUCGCCACGAGGGCGUCCCCGGUCUGUACCGGGGGUUCUGGAUCUCCUCAGUGCAGAUCGUGUCCGGCGUGUUCUACAUCAGCACCUACGAGGGGGUGAGGCACCUUCUCAACCAGUACGGCGCUAGUCAACGAACGAAAUCUCUGGUGGCGGGUGGAGCGGCCUCCCUGGUGGGCCAAACCAUCAUCGUGCCCUUCGACGUGAUAUCGCAGCACGCGAUGGUGCUCGGAAUGGGAGCGGCGGGUGGCGUGAAAGGCGGAAGCUGUAAUCCCUUGGGGAUCGACUUCGAGAGGAGCAAUAGGUUAAGGAUAACGAUGGACAUUGCCCGGGAGGUGAUGCGUCGGGAUGGGUUCAAGGGGUUCUACCGGGGGUACGUGGCCAGUCUGAUGGCGUACGUUCCUAACUCGGCCAUGUGGUGGGCCUUCUACCAUUUAUACCAGGACGAACUGCUGAGGGUGUGUCCCCCGUGGGUGUCACACCUGUUUGUCCAGUGCGUAGCGGGUAGUUUAGGAGGUUUCACCACAACAGUCAUCACCAACCCCUUGGACAUUGUGCGAGCGCGGUUACAAGUGCAACGACUAGACUCGAUGCAGGUGGCUUUCCGCGAGCUGUGGCACGAGGAACAUUUCCACAUGUUCUUCAAGGGUCUGACGGCGCGGUUGGUACAAUCGGCUGCGUUCUCAUUUAGCAUUAUCUUAGGCUACGAAACGAUCAAACGGGUGUCGGUGAACGAGCAGUACCGGCAUCUUAUAAAGUGGUGAUUUGGCAAUAGGUCGGCUGGAGAUGUGCCGCAUGCGUAGCAUGGAAGCGGCGGAAAGGAAAAAUCCAACCGGCGCAACGAUCGGUGGAAGCGAUGAAUGCAAAAGAAUAACAAAAGAAUUCUUAUGCCAUCGUGCACAGUGGGCUCCAUUGUGACCAAAACAAAAACGAUCGAGACGCCGCAGUUUGCUGUUUAACGCUAGGCUCCAAAGUUGUGUAACGUAACUUACUAGAUUAUGUAUUAUGGAUUUGAAAUUUACGUAUGUAUAUCAAAGUGCGACUCAAAUGUUUUAAACACUGACACCUGUUAUUUAAUAAUAAAUGUAAAUGUUGUAAAUCUUA